Molecule: messenger RNA, 1746 nt
Organism: Dendrobium catenatum
Lineage: Eukaryota; Viridiplantae; Streptophyta; Magnoliopsida; Asparagales; Orchidaceae
Product: receptor-like protein 7
Exons: 3
Coding region: 1-1746 (581 amino acids)
Molecular function (GO): protein binding
Source: RefSeq, a predicted model, not a curated record
AUGGAGCUGUUUCAUUUCAACUUCACUGUCUUGCUUCUGUUGCUUCUCUUUUUGGAGAUUUUCUUGAUCAUCUGCGAUGCUGCUGGCCGAUGCCUUGAAGAAGAGAACUCAACACUUCUGCAGCUAAAGAGAGGUUUUAUGAUUGGAGAUUUAGAGACAUGGCAGCCAGGAACAGACUGUUGCAUCUGGGAGGGCGUGACAUGUGAUGAAUAUGGAAGGAUCAUUGUCCUCAACCUAAGGUUUCGAUUCAUCAUCGGUACAAUCGAUCCUAGCCUAUUCAAUCUCACAUCAUUAGACACUCUCAAUCUUGCCUACAAUAAUUUUGAUGGAAUUGCUAUUCCGGACCAAGGGUGGGAUAGGCUUGUUAAUCUUUCAAGCCUUGAUCUUUCUUAUGCUGGAUUUGUUGGGAAGGUUCCUACUAGUAUCUCUCGCUUGAAAAAAUUGAAUUUCCUCGACCUCUCUUGCACUUUAAAGAAUUCUCUAGCUAUUAAUCCGAUGAUUUUACAAAAUAUGAGCAGUCUAAAGGAGCUUCAUCUUGACAAUGUAAAUGUCUCAUCAUAUCGGUAUGAAUGGUGUGGUGUUCUGGUCAAUUCCACCCCUGUACUUGAGGUGUUGAGCAUGAAUAGAUGCUCCCUCUUCGGUACCAUUUGUUCCUCUCUACCCAUGCUCCAUUUUUUAUCCUUUAUCGAUUUUGGACAUAAUAAUUUAGACUCUAAUAUCCCUGAUUCAUUUGCCAAUUUUUCAUCCUUAUCUAAACUUUUCCUACAAGGUAACAAUUUCAAAGGGUUUUUUCCUACGAAAAUCUUUAAACUGAGAAAUUUGAAAGUUCUUGACAUCUCAUAUAAUCCAUUGCUUUCCGUUCAUUUUCUUGAUUUUCCAGAGUAUAGUAAUUUAAAUUCUUUGUCAACUUCUAAUACCAAUUUCUCAGGCAAUUUACCUGAUGCAAUAGGCAAGUUCAAGUUUUUAGCAUAUUUAGACCUCUCAUGUUGUCAAUUCUAUGGUACAAUUCCAGCUUCGAUUUGGAAUCUAUUAGGGCUAAUGUUCUUGGAUUUAUCACAUAACAAUUUCAAUGGAGUUGUGGGGUUUGAGUUCCCCUCCAAUACCAUUUCACAAUCUCAUUUAUUUUGGCUUUCUCUUGCAAAUAAUAACCUUAUUGGAGAAAUCGCACCAUUCAUAUGCAGCUUAACCAGACUCAAGAUGCUUGAUUUAUCUAAAAACAAGCUAAAUGGUACUAUUCCAUCAUGUUUGCUAGAAGAUGGAAUUGAUCUUCGUGUGUUAAAUCUUGAAGGAAAUCAACUUCAUGGAGCCAUACCUCAUGGAAUUAGUCAAAAAUGUAAGCUGAAAAUAAUAAAUAUGAGAGAUAACCAAUUAGAGGGAUUGCUUCCCAGCGAUGCAUCUGUCCGAUGCCUUGAAGAAGAGAACUCAGCAAUUCUGCAGCUAAAGAAAGGUUUUAUAACUGGAAAUUUAGAGACAUGGCAGCCAGGAACGGACUGCUGCAUCUGGGAGGGCGUGACAUGUGAUGAAAAUGGAAGGAUCAUUGUGCUCAACCUAAGGUUUCGAUUCAUCAUCGGUACAAUCGAUCCUAGCCUAUUCAAUCUCACAUCAUUAGACACUCUCAGUCUUGCCUACAAUAAGUUUGAUGGAAUUGCUAUUCCGGACCAUGGGUGGGAUAGGCUUGUAAAUCUUUCAAGCCUUGAUCUUUCUUAUGCAGGAUUUGUUGGAAAGUCUAAAGGAACUUCUUCUUGA